Mya arenaria is the source of this 1546-nucleotide messenger RNA. Its product is annotated as tsukushi-like. NCBI's taxonomy places the organism in Eukaryota, Metazoa, Mollusca, Bivalvia, Myida, Myidae. The record is from RefSeq and is a predicted model, not a curated record. The coding region runs from base 17 to 1321 and encodes 434 amino acids. Gene Ontology annotation, cellular component: extracellular matrix. Gene Ontology annotation, molecular function: protein binding. The transcript has 2 exons.
CAACGUCUGCCACGAGAUGCUGGCCCUGUUGGUGCUGGUGUGCAGUAUAUCGCUGUCUGGGUGUUUUUACCUAAGUAACAGCCUUUGCUUUGGAGUAUGCGACUGCUCCGCAAACUUUGAGUGCGCAGGAAAAAACCUUACAUCUAUUCCUACCUUUGAGCUACCCGCGUUCCUGCUCGCGAAAGACUACACUCAUCAACAUACGGUGUUAAACCUUAAUGAAAACCGCAUAACUUCGAUACGCUUUGGAGCAUUCAAAAAGUUGAGUGCAUUGCAAAUGCCUGUUUUGUAUAUUCAGUUGUCUUCGAACAAAAUAUCACAUGUCAAUAACGGUGCUUUUUUGGGUGUGGAAUUGCUUAGUGGAAUAGGAAUUGAUUUGUCGUUCAAUAAUAUUACCAGCGUUCCUCUUGAUUUGACAAGACUGAACAAUAUUAUCAGUCUGGAUUUGAGUAAUAAUCCGAUUCAAAGUAUUUCUGAUUCCGUAGUUGCCUCAAUAUUUACACACAACAACAACAUGCACUCAUUCACCGUUAGUUCCUAUGAACUUUUGAAAAAGGUCAUGUCACUGGAACGCACCAACGUGCAUUGGCUCACACUUGACGGAAUGACUAACAGACGCUUUGAACCAGGAUUUUUUCAGGCGCGUAGGUCGUGGUUUUUAAAAUAUUUAACUAUCAAACACUCUCAGUUUGAGGAUAUAUCUGAAGUCCUAUGUAAUCUGGAAUUAGAAUCACUGAAAAUCAUCGGAUGUCCAAAUGUCGGGGAUACGACAUUACAGGGAUGCCAGGUCUUGACCGUCAAAACUCUAGAAAUAUCUGAUGGUAAUCUAACAAACGCUUGGGACCCAUCCGCCCUUUAUUAUUCCCCGAUAGUGGACCUGACUGUGUCUGGAACCUUUGAUAGAGUUCCAACAUCAAUACUGGGACACUGGCCAAAGCUACAAAGUCUUUCCAUCGGCAACAAGAUAAGACGCAUCGAGAAAUACGAUUUGGAACAAUUUCAUGAUCUAGCGAGUUUGCGUCUUGACUCCAAUCCUCUGGCUUUCGUUGAUGACCGUGUUUUUGAAAACAAUACUCACUUGUCUACCGUCUACUUACCCUACAGUAAAGACAGCCAUCUCACUAGAAUUCCCACGAGCCUCUUAAAUUUGACAGGCAUGAAUGUCGUAUCUUUGCCAAACAUGGUAUGUUCCUGUGAAACUAUGGACUAUAUGAAAGGCUGGCAUGACCGUCCAUGGGUUAUACUUGGAGCGGACUGCUCUAAUAUUGACGGCAUUCGAAUCCCGGACUACAUCGACACAAAGCUGCCAUUGUGUACAUAACUCUUUUUCUAUAUCAUAACUUUAUUAAAGCAGCAUUUGGCAGAAGCACACUAUUAAUUAAAAUGAACUGAUGUAGCCAAAUAUCUUGAUAACAAAAUUAAUAUGGGGAUUACAAUGCUAUGAUUACUUUACAAACAUUACUCAUCAGAAUGUGGGAGGAAAUGCAGAAAACCUAGUUUUCUCGUAGCAUAUCUUUUUAAUCACCAGUAUAAACUAUAAUAUAUU